AUUACCGAGGAAGAAAAGCUGCGGAGUUAAACAACCGACGGCUUAAAAUUGUAAACAUUAAGAGCCUACCUGACUAAUGUCUGUGGUUGGGAUGGAACUCUAAGGUUAACUUGAAAGUAUAGGACCAAACAUUGUUCUUCAGUGCAUGGAUGCAAAGCCAAUGCGCAGGGCCACCAGCGCACGUCAGGACGCCACUGGAAUGGACAUCACCAGCCGCUGUACUCUGGGGGACCCCAACAAGCUCCCUGAAGGGGUCCCCCAGCCUGCACGCAUGCCCUACGUCUCAGACAAACACCCGAGGCAGACCCUGGAGGUGAUCAACCUGCUGAGAAAACACCGGGAGCUCUGUGACGUGGUGCUGGUGGUGGGUGCCAAGAAGAUCUACGCGCACCGUGUGAUCCUCUCUGCCUGCAGCCCCUAUUUCAGGGCCAUGUUUACUGGAGAGCUGGCAGAGAGCAGGCAGACGGAAGUGGUUAUUCGUGACAUUGAUGAGAGAGCCAUGGAGCUGCUGAUUGACUUUGCUUAUACAUCACAGGUGACUGUAGAGGAGGGGAAUGUCCAGACGCUGCUCCCUGCAGCCUGCCUCCUCCAGCUUGCUGAGAUCCAGGAGGCGUGCUGCGAGUUCCUUAAGAGGCAGCUGGAUCCAUCUAACUGCCUGGGCAUCAGGGCCUUUGCUGACACACACUCCUGCCGCGAGCUGCUCCGCAUUGCAGAUAAGUUCACCCAGCACAAUUUUCAGGAGGUAAUGGAAAGUGAGGAGUUCAUGCUCCUGCCUGCCAACCAGCUCAUUGACAUAAUCUCCAGUGAUGAGUUGAACGUGCGGAGUGAGGAGCAGGUUUUCAAUGCCGUGAUGGCCUGGGUGAAAUACAGCAUCCAGGAGCGAAGACCUCAGCUACCCCAGGUCCUACAGCAUGUCCGCCUGCCACUCCUCAGCCCCAAGUUCCUCGUGGGCACAGUGGGUUCAGAUCCACUCAUCAAGAGUGACGAGGAGUGCAGAGACUUAGUGGAUGAGGCCAAAAAUUACCUGCUGCUACCACAGGAGAGGCCGCUAAUGCAGGGUCCCAGAACCCGACCCAGGAAACCCAUCCGAUGUGGCGAGGUCCUUUUUGCAGUUGGAGGUUGGUGCAGCGGUGACGCUAUUUCCAGUGUGGAGCGCUAUGAUCCGCAGACUAAUGAGUGGCGGAUGGUAGCUUCAAUGAGUAAGCGGCGAUGUGGAGUUGGUGUCAGUGUCCUGGAUGAUCUAUUGUAUGCAGUGGGAGGUCACGAUGGCUCGUCAUAUCUCAACUCUGUGGAAAGAUACGAUCCUAAAACCAACCAGUGGAGCAGCGAUGUGGCCCCCACCAGUACUUGUCGCACCAGUGUUGGCGUCGCUGUACUUGGAGGAUAUCUGUAUGCAGUGGGAGGACAGGAUGGAGUUUCCUGUCUCAACAUAGUUGAAAGGUAUGAUCCCAAGGAGAACAAAUGGACUCGUGUCGCAUCCAUGAGCACCAGGCGACUGGGUGUAGCUGUGGCUGUACUGGGAGGAUUUCUAUAUGCUGUAGGAGGAUCUGAUGGGACAUCUCCAUUAAACACAGUGGAGCGCUACAACCCUCAAGAGAACCGCUGGCACACAGUGUCCCCCAUGGGAACCAGAAGAAAGCACCUUGGCUGUGCGGUCUAUCAGGACAUGAUUUACUCUGUGGGAGGUAGAGACGACACCACAGAGCUAAGCAGCGCAGAGCGAUACAACCCCAGGACCAAUCAAUGGUCUCCUGUAGUGGCAAUGACGUCCAGACGGAGUGGGGUGGGCUUAGCAGUGGUUAAUGGUCAACUGAUGGCAGUUGGAGGCUUUGAUGGGACGACGUAUCUGAAAACUAUAGAAGUCUAUGACCCUGACGCCAACACAUGGAGGUUGUACGGAGGAAUGAACUACCGCCGGUUAGGUGGAGGAGUGGGCGUCAUUAAAAUGACUCACUGUGAAUCCCAUAUUUGGUAAUGCCACCACCGCCCCUCUCCUUCCACACACACUUCUCAUCAGCUGGCGCUUCUUCUGGCUGACUCUUGUGCCUCCAAAAGAGACAUCGUGAACCGGGUGGACAUGUGAGAACCAUGAGGAGGACGGGGAGAUGAGAUGACAAUAGAAGGACAAACUUUUGAACUUUACUUCACCCCCAACCCUCAAAUUCAAAGUCAUUAACUGACUGACCACGGUCGCCAUGAAGUGCACUGAGAGCGGAAGUCUACCAAGUACCAUUAAGCUUCUAGUUCAGAGAGGACGGACCUUUUCAAAGUUAUUUUCCAAGCAUUGUGGUCUGGAUUUAAACCGGUGCUCACCUUUGGUCAAGAAAGCUGCUGGCAGUGAGUGUCCUCUGAAGAAGUUUAACAGCAGCCGAAAGCCUUGCUCACCUUCCUUUUGCUUUAUAUGGCAGCCCCCCCUAAACUGCUGCUGCUGCUGCUGACCACCCACCGCCUUCAGUAAGUUUAAAGAACAGACACCCAGUGGGCAAACAUACUUUCUCUUCAUUGUGAGAUUUCCUGGUGAUACAACAUUGCAUACUGACUGUAAGAGCUCAAACUCCCUCAUUCCGUUUGGCAUAGGCUUCGAACCGUACAGCUUUCCUCUGGGCCUCAUGUGUAGCAUUAAUCAGUAACAGUCAGGCAGCUUCCUUCUGAAGGCAUCUGCAUGUGUACUAUGGACACACAGAGAAAAACCAUAUUUUGGUACUGUAGCUGUUUUUGUUGAUUGAGGUCUUUAAAGAUUUUAUUUGUUUUAUUUAGAAGAGUGUAAUUCAACCCAAGUGGACCGAGACAUCAAAAAUCAACCUCGAAUGUUACUUCAGCACUUCAAAUGAUUAGAUUUGUGCCAUGAAAGGAGCUUCUUCUGUUUUUCCCAAAAAGGCUCUCCAUCUUGGACUGCAUUUUCUGGUUAGAGUGACUGUCGAGCUUGUGACAGUUGUCCAGAGUAGAACAAUAACUCGUGCUGUCCACGAUGGUAUAUUUGGAUGAGCUUGUUUUUUGGAAGUUGCCUGGCAUCAAAGACUAGAACAGCUGCACAGCUAUGGACCAAACUACUGGGUCACCUACCAUAAUACCUGUAGCAGCUGCUCAGCCAUAGAGACCUAUGCUAUGAUCUCCUGGCACACAAUUUUUGUGCCGAGUGUUGGUAACACACCAUGUACCUCAGCACCUGGUGACCUCACUCUGUAACUUGAUGUGGUCUAACACUCUGAGGCUGCAGUUCCUAAAUUCUUCCAGUUUGGAAUAAGACGACUUGCAGUUGGUUGUGGAAUAUCUGGGAGGGAAGAAACAUUAAACUCGUUUAUUGCAGUGUCAUGCUUAAAUUCAAUAAGCUCUUUAGGAAAUGUUUGUAAAGUCAGACUGCAUGGCUAGAUGCUUGAUUUUUACAACUGCAGCACUAGAACUGGAAAUGGCUGAAUUCAAAGUUUAAAAAGUGUGGCCCAAUACUUUUGUCCAUGCAGUCUAUUUGACCAGGAAGUAGGAAAACCAGAAAUAGGAAUAGCCAAGGCUAGCUGAUUAGCAAUGGUUGAACGUUCAAAAUAUGAGUAAAGAUGUUACUGACAAUUCAAUCACAGAUGGCAUUGUGCUCUCUGAUUGAUUUUUAAAAAUAAAGUUACAAAAAAACCCCCAAAAAACAUAAAAUACUUCACCAUAUUUACAGGCAGCCGUUAAUGACUACAUGGAAAAAAAAUGACUUGGGAACACUCGAUGAUGGCUUCAUCACACUGCCGGCACCAAGAGUCUUUUGCCAAGAAUUCCAUCUUGUUUGAAUUUAUUUAAGGUUUAAGAACAUGCAUACAGUUUGAGGAAGUUUCCUUGAUUUUGUUCAAUGUGCAGUGUAGAAAGAAAGAAAUGAAGAGCAUUUUAAAUUGCGCACACAGAAUGAUGUUGGAGAGCGCUCUGAUGCACAGCAAACAGGGUUGCUUGACUGUACUGGACACUGAGGCCACUGAUCAAAUGUGGACACAGCUGAUUGGCGUGUCUGCGUGUCAUUACAGUAAAGCUCACAGAGAAAUCUGUUCUUUUUAGCCAUAGCCAGUGCAAUUUAAAAAAGAAAAAAAGAAAAAAAAAGAAUAAAAUUAGUUCGUUUUAAAAAGAAAUCAGCAUCAUAUUGAAAUAUUACAAACAUUGGAUAGCUUACAGAUGGACCUGUUUGUAAGCCAUCCAACUGAUUCUCUGUGUGACAGCUUUACCACAACUUAUGCCUCACCUCGCAGACUCUCAUAACGAUUUUGUAAUUAAUUCAAAAUCAAAAUGGUCUCUGGUUCUGUACCCAUACUGUCCCUAAUCACAGAAAUCAGGCAUCUCUCAUGGAAGUGGAGGAGAAAAAAAAUUGGAGUUCUGUUACCUUAUUUGCAGUCUCUGUUUCAAAGCUUCAGAGGGAGCCCUGUUGUGUGAAUAGCCUUUUUAAAAAUGCAGUAAAACAGGAUGGACCACAUGAAUAGAACUGUUAACUAUAAAGUAAUUGCUACAUGCGUAGUAGUGUGACGAUAUAUAUUUGUUUACAGAGCCAUAGGUCCAUUUUUGUUCUGCUUUCAGUUCCCACAUCCUUGCUUUUGUUCUGUCAUCAUACAGUGUAACAGCACCGCCUGCUGGUGGACGCUCAUAAUGCAGCACUUAUACAGAAAAGGGUGAUACAGAUGAGGAGUGGUACAUGGUUGUACAACUGAUCUCUCACAGAGUUUAAAUAGAUGGUGAAAUUUAGUUUGAAUGAAUCUUCUCAGAAUUUAUUGCACUGUGAUUGGUAAUGUAUUUUAGAUUUUAUCUUUUCUUUUGUUUGUUUCUUAAUUAUAUUUUAUAAAGGUGUUUCCAGACAUUGGGAUGGGAAAAAAAGAAUCACAGGUCAGCUGGGGAAUCAUACAUUUCAGGCAUCGCUGCCUCGAUGCUGUGCAGAAACAGUUUUCUUUUCCCACAUGCAACACUACAUGUUUUGACUCACUCUGUGUCACAUGCAGCUCAUUACAGCAGCUCUGCACUUUAAACUACGGAAUCUGAUACAUCCUUUUUUCUUUUUCUUUUCUUUUCUUUUCUUUUUCUUUUUUUUAAACUAAAAUGUCAUAAGAGAGUGAGUCACAACCUGAAUGUUGGUGUUAAUAUUUUUUUUAUUUACAUUUUUUUGGUAGAUUUUGGGUUAUGUUCUCUCUGCUAGCACAGGAGAGGAUUUCAAGAGGCAGAACUGCUGUCUGUUUGUCUAUUUACUGUUUGCAGAGCUCUACUUUAAAACAAAAUGAAUGUUUAUGCUUCAGAAAUGCUCACUUGAAAAGAUGAAUCGUUGACCAUUUCAUUCUUUUUUUUUUUUCUUUUUUUUUUUGAUGUUGAAGAAUUGUGACACAUGCGCAGUUGCUGAACAAAAACUGUUUGCCUGCUUCUUGAAGACUCUUCCAAAAACAUUUUGCUAUUUUCAACUGCCACAGAAUUACAAGUUUAAGAGUCCAUGCAUCUUAUUACUUUGGUUGUCAUAAUUUUGUUGUAAGAAGCAUGUUUAUUAUUUAAACCACCCAAUUUUUCAGCUGUGUGACAGCAUUCUUGUUCUAAUGAGUGUUAAGUCCUUGAUUCAUAAACAACUGUGUUUUUCAACCUUUUAACGGAGCAGUUAUUGAUGGAAUUAAAAGUACACAAGGCAGAUCAAACCUAAUUUUUGGAAAAGAUUUUAGACCAAAGCAAGAGAAAUAUGGUUCCCAGACUGAGUGGUAUUUCUGUCAUGUGUUCUACUAAUGAUGCAUUGUAUUAUAAUUGUCAGCCAGCGAUCAGUCGGUAGCCUUUUGAGAAGCCUCACGCAAAACGUGGUUGUAAUUGCAGAUGUUUGUUUUUGUGUAUCAGAGAGCUGUCUUAGCUCACCAUGUUCACUAUGACAACGAUUAAACUUUUUC
Messenger RNA from Pelmatolapia mariae (spotted tilapia), 5867 nucleotides. RefSeq names its product kelch-like family member 20 (gene klhl20). The coding region runs from base 146 to 1975 and encodes 609 amino acids. Gene Ontology annotation, molecular function: protein binding. NCBI's taxonomy places the organism in Eukaryota, Metazoa, Chordata, Actinopteri, Cichliformes, Cichlidae. The record is from RefSeq and is a predicted model, not a curated record. The transcript has 14 exons.